UCAAAUGUAGUGUCGAUGAAUUGAAGUGUGCUACAACAAUGCAUUUGUUUCGUAUAGAUUUCCUUCUUGAAAUCGCAAUAUGCUUACUGUUGUGCUGCGUACGAACACAGCAAGAAGUACUCAUCGAAGAAUCAUCGUCCAUAGAGACAUUACACGCUGGCGUAGGAUCCUCGGUUGAGCUGCCUUGUGACGUCACUCCGACCCUCCCCAACGACAGCAUGGGCCUUGUCAUCUGGUACAAGCAAGGCCACGAUACGCCGAUAUACACAUAUGACAAGCGGGAGGGUGUGACGUCACACUGGUCCGAUCCCUCGACGCUGUCCACCCGAGCGACCUUCCGCACCAACACCGAGCCGGCAGUUUUAUUACUUACCAAACUAAGAGCUGAAGAUGAUGGGCAGUACAGAUGCCGAGUUGACUUCAUCAGGUCACCCACAAAGAACACUCGGCUGAAUCUUACAAUACUUAUACCUCCCGAGAGGCUGCUGAUCCUUGACCAGGAAGGCGAUGAGAUCAAGGGCGGCGUGAUCGGCCCUUACGAUGAAAGCUCUGAUGUCAAUCUCACCUGCGUCGCUGUGGGAGGUCGUCCACCAGCAAGAGUAUCCUGGUGGAAAUCACACGCACUGCUCGCCAAUUCGGAGGCUCGAGCCACCGUCUCCUUCACACUGCGACGAGCAGACUACGGCUCUGAAGUCACUUGUCAGGCCGUGACAGACCAGUCCCUGACGCCGCUGUCUGAGACACUGACGAUCAACGUUAACCUUCGUCCGUUAUGGGUGAGAUUGUUAGGGGGUAAACGUCCCCUGGUAGCUGGACGGCGAGCCGAGCUGGUGUGUCAAGCAGUCGGCGCGCGACCACCACCGAACAUAUCCUGGUGGAAAGGUGGCGUCAGGCUUACAACUGUUAGAGGAACGACAUCUCCGGACAGAAACGUGACGAGUAGUACGCUCAGCUUCGUACCCAGCGUAGAGGAUGCGGGAAGGGUGAUCUCCUGCCGAGCCACACAGCCGGGACAACCACGCGCUGUGAGGGAGGACGGCUUCCAGCUUGAAAUACAACAUUUGCCCGUGGUCAAGUUAGUGCUUGGAGCAAAUUUGGACGCGUCGAAAGUGGUGGAGGGUUCCGACGUUUACUUGGAUUGCAUGGUGCGUGCCAAUCCGUGGCACACGCAAGUUUAUUUCACGCAUAAUGGUCAGACUGUUCGAGGUGGGGCUGGUAUAGUGGUGGCCAACCAGAGCCUCGUGCUGCAGCGCGUGUCGCGCCGGGCGGCGGGCGCGUAUGUGUGCGUCGCACGGAACGCGCUGGGCGAGGGCUCCAGCAAAGCUCUCGUGCUGGAUGUAAAGUAUAGCCCUAAAUGUAAGUCAGAUAAAUUAGUGACGAUACGAGCAGGCCGCGGAGAAACUUUGGAAAUCGACUGUGACCUCGACGCUAACCCUCGGGAACCCAUAACAUACAAAUGGUGGUUUAACAGUACGACUCAUACGAAGCAUGAGCUUAAUACGUUCAGCGCACGAGAACUAGGCAGCCUUGGUAGAUACGUAUACAUGGUUAACACUUCGACUGACUACGGAUGGGUGCAAUGUGCCGGGACCAACUCAGUUGGUCGGCAGGCGACGACUUGCUUGUUCCACAUCGUAUCAGCAGAAAAACCUUCUCCAGUAAAGAACUGUGCCGUAAGUAACGUAACGCACGAAUCUUUGCUACUCAUUUGCGAGGCUGGACAUGAUGGCGGGCUGAAGCAAGAUUUUCUACUGCAGGUAUUUGACAUGGUGACAGGCUCCCUGUUACGCAACAUGAGCAGCGAAGAACCACAUUUUGCGGUUUGGGGUCUUUCCAGCGAUGUAGACAUGACCGUACGAGCGUACAAUGGCAAGGGGCCCAGUGAGCCCUAUACUCUUUCAUCGAGCUUGUUGAAACACCCACAGCGACAAACGGCCACGUUACCAGUUCGCGUGGAAUUAACUACCAUUUUAGUCACGGUCCUGUGCACCGUAGCCGGCGUCGCAGCCCUCACAGCUGUGUCUGCUUUCGUCUUCUGCUGGAAAUACUGCAACAAAAAUAACGAUGAAAAUGAAAAGCAAAGACGAAAACAGGAUUUAAUACUGGAUACACCGCUUACGGAUUCGAAGGAAUGUGAAAGCCUUGAUAGUCUGGAUAAAAAUCCAGAUAUAAUACCAGUAGAAAGUAAAAUAAGUGAUAACUGUUCAACAAAAUCAUCCGCCACAGAUUAUAGCGCGAUAAGACCAUUACUUUCAAAGACAGAUACCGAAAAAUUUGACAUGAAUUAUGAACGCCAAUACGAGCAUAAUGAACCUUGCGGACAAUACGUCCAAGUCCGUCCAAUGGACUUCCGAGGACACCAAUAUCACGGGUUACACAUGCCCAACAUCAGCCCAAGUAUACACAGCUUUAGACCAACGUUGGGUACAAUUCCAAAUGUUGGUAACGAAUGCCACACGCCGUGUGAUAAAGUUUACGAAAACUGGUUAAAAUAUAAGAACUCUUUACCUUUAAACACGAGCGGUUUGCUACCAAUGGAGCAAUGUGUGCCGCUAGAACCUUAUCCACCAGCUUUUUACGGUUCUAUCACCAGAAACCCCCUUUGUUCAUGGCCGAAACCUGAACGGGAGCCCUUUAGAUCAGAGUCUCGUUCACUGGCGACAAAUAAUCGCGGUGCUUCGCCCCCAGUACGGGUCAACGCUGACAGCAAUAGCGCUUACUUCAGCAAGAACUUUCUAGAACGAAAUACUGGAAGCUGCACACAAUUAAAUAUGAAUCGACCGGCGAUGAGGUCUGAAGUGAGCAACGUUAAGAUUAUACUCAGUGAUUCGGAAUGCAGAUGAGGUAUAACUGACGACAGCCUAGAGACAAAGUUUUAAGGUAUUAAAAUUGACUUAGUGAAAGAUUCGACGUGAUUUUUAGUGACUCGCGUGAUGGGGCAAGUUCAUUAAUUGAUUAAUGUGUUCAAAUUUUAAGAUAAUUAUUUUAAGAUAUGAUAAAUGAUUUAUUUAUUAUCUGUAAGUGAAAC
Messenger RNA from Vanessa tameamea, 3028 nucleotides. Its product is annotated as nephrin-like. The record is from RefSeq and is a predicted model, not a curated record. Bases 39 to 2843 code for a protein of 934 amino acids. The transcript is spliced from 21 exons. Gene Ontology annotation, molecular function: protein binding. Lineage: Eukaryota; Metazoa; Arthropoda; Insecta; Lepidoptera; Nymphalidae.